CUAAGGCAUAGCUUUAGAGAAUGGCGCUGAAAAGAGUAAACAUAAUUUUUGUAUCUUUUUUUCUGUUUCUGAUCUGCCAUGGCUACAUCACUCAUGGAAUCCAGUUUCAUUAAAGGCUGGCAUUGAAGGAGAGUUAUGCCCACAGGCUGACAGCAUUGGCUCCUCAGGCAGUACCAGUACUCUGGCAUCCUCUGUCAUUGAAGUUGAAUCUGGUCAUGAUGAUUUGGCUUUAUGUCAUGAUGAGGAUUACAUGACCCCAUUGCCUCCACCACCAUCACUAUCCAUUACUGAGGAAAUCAUGCAGUUCAUUAACCAGAGCCGUGUUCGAGAAGGCAUGGCAGAGUUAACGUCUGAAGUGUGCCAGAUGACUCCAGAGUCCCUGGAAGUCCAGUCAUUGGAGGAACAGCAGCUGGAUGAGUCCAAGCCACUAGUAUCUGAGGUGGAUGAAAAUGAGAAGCAGACAAUAUAUCCCAAACAAAUAGAGGCAGAAAAAAGGCUGGUAUAUCAUGGGUUAGACAGCCAUCCAUCCUGCGAGGCAAAUGAUUCUUCACCAGAGGACCUAGAGAGACCAUCAUCCCCACUGCACACCUCCAAUGACAUGAAUCAAUCAGGAGAAUUGACAUACUCAGAGCUCAGUUAUUGUGAUUCAUCCAAACCAGAGUUGGUCAAUGUCAUAAGUGAAAAAGAUGGCAAAGAUACAGUAGACACUGUUACUGAAAGGCAAGAGUCUCAUCUGUCAGGUAAUUUGGACAAAACCUCUGAUGACACAUCAUGUGUGGGCAAGUCAGCUCGUGCUCAAAUCUCUACUACAUCUGAAGCAACUGACAGCUCUCUUGCCCCCAAAGUAGAAGUGGAGCAAAAGAUGAACAAAAGUGACAGGCAGAUUAUUAAGAAGAUACGCAGCUAUUAUGAGGCAGCAGAAGCAGGUGUCGAGGAAGGACAGACAGCACGAAGAAACAGCUUCUCACAUAUUCCUGCAGGUGUAGUGAAGGAUUCUGUGUCUAGAUUCAAUAUUUGUGUUGAACGAGAGAGCCUGGUUGACUCAGACAGUGGUCGCUCUGACUGUAUUGAAAAUGACUCAUCAUCUUUACCACUCCCAACAUUGGACCAGGCCAAACAGAUCCUCACCAGUGAGGAUUUUGCAGAAACAGCCUCUCCCCUUUCUCAUUCAGAUGUUAGCCAAGAACAACAAGAAUUAUUUGACAGUAAAUCAGCAGUUGCAAAGGAUGAACAGAUUUGUGAAUUCAAUUCCUGUAUGAAACUCUGGGAGGAGAAAGAGAGAAUGAUUCAAAAUAAUCUAAAAGUCCCUCUCUUGAGGGAUUACAGCUCUGGUGAGUUUACGGAUGCUUCUGAAAAAAAAGAGACAUCUAUAAAUUGCAUGACAACUCUAGUACAACAUGAACAAUCUGAAAUUUCACAAUGCGAUAUAGAAAUUUCACACCCACUGAAUCUGCAGACAACAGAGAAAGCAGAUACAUCUCUUCAAUAUCUAGGUAGAACCAACACUAGAAUGUCUCCAAAUGGGAGCCUAGAUAGCCUUCCCAGUCAGAUUAAGGUUGGCCGAUGGUCUCAUCAUGGCAAGGUAGUUACCUGUAGCCGCACUCUAUAUGAAGGAAUGGCAGAAGUACCAGAUUUAGGAUUUUUUGAGGGUGGACCAGUCAACCAAUGUUUGGUAGAGAACUCAGAAAAGAUUCUCAAUAAAGUGCAAAUGCUUGCACGCAUGUACACUGCCAAGGCAAGCAGCAUGAAGGUACCACUACAUCAGAAGAGAACACGAGUGAGUAGGGGAGAAUGGGCAGUGGAGGCAAAAGUAAGUGCUCCACCCAUGUCCAAGCUACAGCUGCACCAGGGGGAAAUUAAAACACUAAGUCAACCCACAGAAUCAUCAGUUCCCACACCUUCUGAGCCUUUUGGUCACAUCAUUGUAAGGGAGCAGCUGUCCACAACCUAUCAACAGGAAAAUUAUAGUAAUCUUAUAGGGCCCCCAGAAAAUAUCUCUAAUUGGUCUUUUUCUUCUACUAAAUCCUCUGCUACAUCAGUUCAGACAUUAUCGGAAAGAAAAACGGUUAUGAAAUCACAGGUCUUUGUGAUAUCAAACAAUAAAGACAGCUCCUUAGAAAAAUGGGAGUCUCUCCCACAUGACACAGUUUCUCAAGAAGAUCAAUCCUUGUUACUUACAACAUGUUCUGGAAUUCAAGUCCAAGCUGAGCAAGAAAUGGCUUCCGAUAUCUGCAGAUUCUCUUCGGACCAGCAUUCUGACAAUUUAAUACAUUCUGUUCAAGAGAACCAUUGUAAUGCAGUGGACAAAUCCAUUUCAAUAAAUAGGAUUGAAGAAGAACAUCAAAGAGAGAUAUUGCAUGAAGAGAACCAUCCUUUUGUGAGCACUUCUGGUUCACCUAAUGAACUUCUUACCGACUCAGUAGUCAGUACACAUUCAGAAGAAGAGGCUCACAAUGUGGAGGAGAAAGAUAACUUAAUUGUAAAGCCCUGUAACAGUAUAACAUUGAUGUUCGAAUCAUCCACAAAUGAUAAACCAGAUGAAACACAACAUGCAGGACAUUUGACAUCCAAACAGGGAUGGAUUGAUGAUGAAACCACAGGCAGUGAGGAAUUAACAUCUAUAGUGUCUUCUGCUAUUGAUGUUGAAGCAUGCUCUCCACUACAUUCAGCACCCACCUUCGAUAACUGUGUUCCAACCCCAAUGAGCAGUGGAAAAACUACAAUGGCCAUCUCUGAGGGAUCAGAGCAGUCUGAUGAUUUGUUGCAGGAUCUGUUUCAGGAGGAUACAACUAGCCGUACACAACUGGCACCUUUGCUUGGUUCAUGUAGCAAGUGUUGUCCCCUAGAUGUCAAAGCCAAGGAAGACGUGAGCUAUGAUUUAAAAAUUUCAAGCCCACCCUCUACAUCCCCUCUAGGUGCACCUCCUUUGGAUGAGCUACCAAGGUUUACUAGCCAAAUACCUUCCAAUCUUCUAUCCACCACAAGAAAGAGGAGUCUCUUUAAUUGGAAUUCAUCCUCUCUGGCCUCGUUCCCCCAAAGACUGCCACAUACUGCACUUCGGACUGAGGAACAAAUUCUAGAGACUUCAGUUUCUGAUCUUUUUCCUCACAAACAAUAUUUCUCCCAGUCUUUUAAUGAUAAGCCUCCCAUUGGUUGUGGACGCCCACUAGAUGCAAAACCACCCUCUGCCUUUAGUCCCAAUCUGCGAAUGCAUUCACCCUCUCCAAUUAGAGGUGCUCAGAACCCCAGACCUUCCUCAAUUGCUUCAGCUCUUACAAAGUCCCUUGCUGCCUCUUGUAUCAGUCAAACAAUUUCUCAAAGCAUGGCCAAGGAGAAUGUACACCUCCAGACUGCUUCACCACCAGUAAGCUCCCCUCCUCCCCCCAUAUCCUCUAUAAGACUAAGGUCACCUUCUCCUAAAUCCAUCACCCUGGACUCAAGUGUGGAACCAAGUUUUGGGAGUAUAUCCAGAACAGGAGUAGAGAGUCAACCCACAAAAUUCUCUCCUUCCCCCUUCACACCAAGCAGCCUUCGAUCCAGUCCAGCUACAAUCCAGUCCCCUCCUCCUUAUCAUAGUCAACGAUCAAUAUCCCCUUCAUCUCCAGUUAGCCUUCAUUCAGCUUCUAAAAGCCCAAGUUCAGCUCAUGAGCAGCCUCCUUACACCAAUUUAAAUGACAAUAACAACAAUAACAACUGUUUGAGCAAUAAUGGGUGGGCCACUAACUACCAAAAAAGAACACAUUCAAAUGUGGAUGGAUCCUCUCAUUUCCAAGAUACAGGAACAACCUUGCAUAACAGAGUGGCUCGGCCCUUUCCAUCCUCUGAGCCCAGCUCUCGUGUGCAGUCGCCCUCCCCCUCUUUUUGUCCAUCUCCAGUCACUUGGAUCUGCUCACCUCCACCUCCCCAGAACCAUAACAGUCACUUGGUAAUGAAGCCACCUUAUCCCCGGACCCCCAGACAAGGUGGAGCAGGUGUUUUUACCCCUCUAUCUUUGGAACUCUCAAGAUCAAUGUCUGCCUGUUCAUUAUCACCCUGUGGAAGCCCAAGAAUCACCUCUCCUCCCCCUAUCGGCAUUCCUUCAAGUGAAUGUGGCUUUGCUAACCCACAGCCAAGGAAUCCCUCAUUAACAAACAUACCUUCUCUAACAAAAGCAGAGGCCAGCUUUACACCAAGAGGCGCCAGAAUCAUCUCUCCUAUUCCAACAGGAAUGUCAUGUUCAACAAGCAACUCUCAGAGUCAGAGGAGGCAACAGGGAAGCAGCUUGCCCUUUGUUACUCUAAGAGACAGAUCAUCUAGCCCAGCUAGACAUGAGCGUAGGUCUUGGGCAGAAAAUGGACGAUGGUCAUUGGGUUCAGAAUCAGGGUUAACAAGUCCUCAUGGGGGUUCAUGUGGUAGUCCAUCUUCCAUCAGUAGUCCUGGCCCUCUAUCACCUGUCAAACUAACACCUGGAAGGACCAGGCAUAGUGGAAAACAUUUCACAAGCAUUUCCUGGCCAGAUGUACAUGAUCUGUUGACUAAAUAUAACACAGACCCCAAUACCCAAAAUGAUACUUUGUCUUGUGCAGAGCAAGAUGACAUGCAGUUAGCAGAAACUACAUGCCGCAGCACUCUGAUUUGUCCCUAUGUAGCUCAGGCCGACUCUAGCUAUGAGACAGAGACUCACAAUCAGUGCCCAAAGGAGGACAAAAGAGAAGACAGUAUUGCUAAUCAAGGGGCCAAAACAACAUUAAAAACCAGCUACGCCACUACUGUCAACUUGCAGAUUGCUGGUAGUGGGAGAAUAACAUCCUUUAGUAACGCACAAGUCAGCCUUACCCAAACACUGGCCCCUGUGACUGAUAACCAGAACAGAAGAAGGGUCAGCAUCAACAGUUGCAACUUCUCGAUGCAGAACUGCAAAAGGCUUUGAGUGGUGUGCUUCUGAGGUGUAGAAUGGUGCCUCAUGUUUCAAUGACACUUUAUCUGGCACUUUAGCGUAUAGCAGAGAGGUCAGUUAAUAGAUCUAGGUUCCCUUCACUCAGAAAGAUUCAUGGAUGAUAAAUUACGGGUGUCAGACAAUUGAUGCUAUGGUCAGUGAUUUUUUUUAAACCCUUUUGUUACAAAAGGUGCUUUACUCAAAGUGGACAGAUUAUUAAGGUUCAUCCCUAGUUCCUAGCCAGGAUACAAGUAAAACAGCAUUGAAACUCCUUUGCUUAUUUUGCUAUAUUUGCCAGUGUUGUUUUAUUGCUCUUUUUAAGACUCUUUAAUAUGCAAAUGUAUUAUGUGUAAUUGAACCAAAGCCUCUGUCAUUAAAGGCUUUUAGUUGGCUGUGAUAUAUACAGAACUCUUAUUUAUGAAGUAAUUGUUUUCUGGCACUUCAGUCUUGUUUCUUUGUUUUGCACGUUUCUCUUAUGUGGUAUAGACGUGUCUGGAAAAUAAUGUUUCAGACAAAACAUUUUCAUGCAUAUUAAAAUAAAUGUCCAUUUCCUUGUUUUACAUUGAAAAUUUUAAUUGCAAUAUCUACACAAAUUUGGUCAAUAUGACAUUAUAUUUAUAUUUUAAAACAAGGGAACAUGAAUCGCUGCUUUGAUUGAUGUUAACCACAACAUCAAUCCAUCUGAUAUUGUUGUUGAAAUUUUUGCUGUACACACUGAAAAAGCAUUCCAUCAUGCCCUAGAAUUGUAUUCUAGUGCUGACUGGCAAACUGACUUUGUUUUAAUUUUGUUUAUUUUUAGUAUAAUAAGUUGCUAUUUUUAAAGGAGUGUGUUAAAUGUGCAUUUGCUAAAGAAUCUAAGGGAAAAUAAGGAAAAAGCAGUUUUGAGAAACCAGUGAAACUUGUGUUUUAGAUUUGCUUACAUAAAGCCUUUAUGCACCACAUUAGAUUUCCAGAAAUGGUACAAUGAAAUCAAAUUUGUUCAAAAUCUGUUAUCUGUACAUUUUUUUUCACACUGUAGGGAAAAUGUGCCUUCUGUUAUUUGUACUAAAAUAAAACCUGUGUAAUUAUGA
Messenger RNA from Myxocyprinus asiaticus (Chinese sucker), 5985 nucleotides. It is a transcript of the gene plekhg2, whose product is annotated as pleckstrin homology domain containing, family G (with RhoGef domain) member 2. NCBI's taxonomy places the organism in Eukaryota, Metazoa, Chordata, Actinopteri, Cypriniformes, Catostomidae. The coding region runs from base 251 to 4909 and encodes 1552 amino acids. The record is from RefSeq and is a predicted model, not a curated record. The transcript is spliced from 5 exons.